This is a messenger RNA of Diaporthe citri, 636 nucleotides long. RefSeq lists its product as uncharacterized. Bases 1 to 636 code for a protein of 211 amino acids. The transcript is spliced from 6 exons. Lineage: Eukaryota; Fungi; Ascomycota; Sordariomycetes; Diaporthales; Diaporthaceae. The record is from RefSeq and is a predicted model, not a curated record.
AUGUACAUCAUGAAAGGAGGCCAAGCAACCGUUGGCGGCGUCCUUGCCGCGCUCGCUGGUCUUGCCCAAGCCAACUCAGACAUCGUCAGUCUCUACACCAGUGGCAGCGCCUAUAUCCAGGAAGCCAGCGCGACCCUCGUGCUCCCUAAAGUCCCGAGCUCUGUGUCUGGAGAUGUUGCCAUCUGGAGUGCAAUCAUGAUGGAGAAUCAGGCGUCAUUCCUCCAGGGAGUCACCUCGAAUUCCCCGUCAGGAUCUUAUUGCAACGACCAGGGCAAGAACUGGUGCAACUUUGCAUACACUUUGGUCGUUAAGACGACCUAUAAGCUUAACUCAUCGACCCAACUCUGGGACCAAAACGUCUACAUCGAUGGCAAACUCCUCUCCACCGUCUCAACCAGCAAGGGCCAACAUGGAGACAUUUUCUACAUUUCAAUCGAGUGCGCCUCCGGCUCAUGCGCCGAGCACCCAGCCCACAGCUGGCAGGACGUCUCUGUCGUGCUCAGCGAGGCUGACCAGAGCUUCAAGCACACCGGAAGUUGGGCGCAUGGUGCUACUGGUGGAGCCAUGUCGUCCCCUGAUGGCGGCAAGACCUGGAACUUUACUGCCAUCAGCAUCCCGGCCCAGAAGGCUCAGUGA